This is a messenger RNA of Labrus bergylta (ballan wrasse), 2345 nucleotides long. Lineage: Eukaryota; Metazoa; Chordata; Actinopteri; Labriformes; Labridae. The record is from RefSeq and is a predicted model, not a curated record.
UGAACUGAAGGCGUAUGAUGUUUUGUAUCGGGUGGUUAUGUCAGCGCCUUAACAGUUUAAAAUCUACAUCUUACAGUCACCAGUUAACACGGUCACUGGUUACACCGAAACAGCCAUAACGGGGCUCCUUGUUCGAUCCCGGAUGUGUUCAGGAGGCUGUGAUGGGAGUGGACCACACGGAGCCGGAGGUACCGGAGGACGCGGUGGGCAGGCGGGUGUCCUGCGAUGGGGAGCGGGCUACGGUUCGGUAUGUGGGCUCGGUGCCACCUACAGCAGGGCUGUGGCUCGGCGUAGAGUGGGAUAACCCGGAGAGAGGCAAACACGACGGCAGCCAUAACGGAGUCCAGUAUUUUACAUGCAGACACCCUAAAGGAGGCUCCUUCGUGCGUCCAGCUAAGGUGAGCUUCGGGGUCGACUACCUGACGGCGGUGGAGCAGCAGUACGUCUAUGAAACAGACAAGAGCUACGUCGAUUGGGAGGGGAGGAGCAAAAAGCUCAGUCAUGAGAUGCUGACGUCUGUGUUGCUGUGCGGCUGUGAAGUCAACGGGUCGGGACCGGGCGGAGAAAUCCGGAAAAAAACACCACAGGUGCAGUGGUUGGAUCUGUCUAAGACUCUGAUGUCCUGCUGGGAGGACGUGUCGUCCAUCACCCAGCAGCUGGAUCAGCUGGAAGGACUACAGCUCAGCUCUAACAGACUGCGGUUGCUCUCUGAGCCGUCCUCUCACAGCGGGGCGUUCCUCAAACUGAAAACGCUCGCCCUCAACAGCUGUGACCUCACCUGGCCUCAGAUCCUGGAGUGCGCCCCCAUGUGGCCACAGCUGGAGGUUCUGAGCGUGGAAGAGAACGACAUCACAGAGCUGCAGAGGCCGGAGGGAGUCCUGCAGACGCUGAACACUCUCAGUUUGUCAGGAAACGCUUUAGUCCAGGACAGCGUGCUCAAAAUAGCUGCUCUGCCCAGAUUAGAGGAGCUGAACUUGUCGAGGACCGGUCUGACCCUGACCGACCUUCGGUUUGACGACGCCGCUCCCGGAUCUCUGACCGCCAUGUUCCCCGCUCUAAAGAAUCUUUACCUCGACCACAACAACAUCGCCGAGUGGCGGGUGGUGGACGAGUUCGCCAAGUUGCCCAGUCUGGUCAAGUUUUCGUGUCUCGGGAACCGCCUGGCGAGCAAAGAUGGAAACCCCCGAACGGCAACUCAGCUGAUGAUCGCCAAACUGGGAAGACUGGUCGUCCUCAACCGCUGCGAGAUCCACCCCGAUGAGAGGAGGGGGGCGGAGCUUGAUUACCUGAAGAUGUUCGGGGAGGAGUGGUUGAAGGCAGGGGGGGGCCUUCAGCCGGACAGCACGUUCACCUGUCAGCACCCUCGUUACCUGAGCCUCAUCGACAAGUACGGAGCUCCAGAAGAAGGCGAGCUGAAGAAGCAGGAGGCAUUUGCCCUAAAGAAUCAGCUGUUAAAGGUCGUGUUUGUGUUCCCUGAUGACGCCGAGCGGAAGCCGAUCGAGAAGAAACUUCCAGCCUCCAUGGUGAUCCAGAAGGUGAAGGGGCUCCUGUACAGGCUGCUGAAGGUUCCCGCGGUAGAUCUGAAGCUCACCUACACCAGCCCAAAGAAGGAGGGGACAGAGUUUGAGAUCGGCAACGACCUGAAGUCGCUGCAGUUUUACUCCAUCGAGGCCGGAGACAAGGUGUUGGUCCGCUGGUCCUGAUCCGAGUUCUAGGAGUUGAAGAACCGGCCCGGUCCACAUUUCAGACGGAUCGGAGGCUUCAGAGUCAGACUUAAUCCAGCUGCAGACUGUGAAUGCUUUAUGUGUGUACACGUGUUGGAGAUGACAUCGGGACUCGUACUGAGACGUGGAUUUACUUUAAAAAGACUCAGGCUUUAAAUGAUUACAAUCUGCUUGAUUCUCCUUCUGGACAGCUUUAACAUUUCACACCUUAUCUGUGCACGUCUUCUUUGUGUAUUAGCUCGAGAGAUGAACUCAGUGGGGGAGUUCUGUGCUCUGAUCAAUCAAAUAAAAUCUCAUUUAACAAAUGAUCUGUAUUUGACCCGGCCUGAUUCACUGUUGGAUAAACGUAAAGAAAACAUCUGAAACAAAACUAUACAAUUGAUUUCAUGUUAAAUGUCUUAUAAUCAUCUUGAGUUUUUCUGCAGAUUUCAUAUUUGACUGGAGUUAAAAGCUGUACUACUUUAUAGUGUGUGAACAGUUUAACCACUAGAGGGCAGCAGAAGCAACGUUUUGACUGUUUUAUCACUUGGGAGCCUCAAACAGACUGUGGCUCUUGAAAUGAUCAAAAUACUUCAUUAUUGUUAUUUGUAUUAAAAUAAAUAAAGUCUUAUCUGAAUGACA